Molecule: messenger RNA, 986 nt
Organism: Nylanderia fulva
Lineage: Eukaryota; Metazoa; Arthropoda; Insecta; Hymenoptera; Formicidae
Product: mitochondrial ribosomal protein L16
Biological process (GO): mitochondrial translation
Cellular component (GO): mitochondrial large ribosomal subunit; ribosome
Molecular function (GO): structural constituent of ribosome; rRNA binding
Source: RefSeq, a predicted model, not a curated record
UAUUCGAUGGAAUACUUGGCCUGUUUCUAAUCUAUGUGAGAAAUUUGACAACGAAAUGUAUUUACUUAUUUCUUUUUGAUUAGAAUCAUUCUAUAUUGCAUAAUUAUAAUUAUAAACAAAAAGUUGUACCUUCUUAACUUUAAAAAUGAUGCAAGCAUCCAGAAAUGUGGUGCGACUUUUGCUGUCCAGCUGGCAAUCUACAUUAAUAACACCAACAACUGGUUUAAAAACCUUUCCUCCGCCUGUAAAAUUUGGUGAGAUUGAAUAUCCUGAACGACGAAAGCUCAAGAUAAUGGAGAAGGUCCCACAAUAUCCGCCAGGAAUACGUAUUUUUAAAAUGCAAAAGCGAUUGAGGUACAUGCGUGGUCCAGAGAAGGUUCACAAUUUCCUUUUAUACAAGCAAUACGGUAUCAUUGCAACAGGGGGAGGUAGAUUAAAACACAAUCACUUUGAGAUGAUACGUUUGACAAUUGGCAGAAAUAUCAAUCAAGAAACGAUGUUUGCAAUUUGGCGUGUAGAUCCACCCUGGCAACCAGUUACAAAAAAGGGACAAGGGAUGCGAUUGGGUGGUGGUAAAGGUUCCAUAGAUCACUAUGCCACACCAAUUAAAGCUGGACGUGUCAUCCUAGAAAUCGGUGGUCAUUGCGAAUACUUUGAGGUAAAGAAGGUAUUAACGGAAAUAGCCAGCAAACUGCCAUUCAAAGCUAUAGCUGUCAGUCAAGAAAUUUUGGAUGCAAAUGCUGCCAGAGAGAAGUGGAGGGAAGAAAAUAAUCAGCAUCUUUGGACCUGGAAAUACAUGGUUCAAAAUAACAUGCUCGGUUGCCAUAAAUGGAUAUCGCCAUUUGAUAAAAAAUGGUUUAACAAAUAUUUGUAAAUAACAAAAUUGUAAGAAAUCACGUUUUUAUGUUUUCUCUUUAUAUAGAACAUCUUAUAAUUUAUCUCAGUAAAAACUGGGUAAUAAAAUAAUAAUGAAAAAUGAACGAAUA